Molecule: messenger RNA, 1635 nt
Organism: Hypomesus transpacificus
Lineage: Eukaryota; Metazoa; Chordata; Actinopteri; Osmeriformes; Osmeridae
Gene: vapal
Product: VAMP (vesicle-associated membrane protein)-associated protein A, like
Exons: 6
Coding region: 100-852 (250 amino acids)
Biological process (GO): neuron projection development
Cellular component (GO): endoplasmic reticulum membrane; plasma membrane
Molecular function (GO): FFAT motif binding
Source: RefSeq, a predicted model, not a curated record
UCAGCGCCCAGUCAGCGAUUGACUCAGUUGUAGGGAUCUAGGAUUUCUACUUGUCAGUGACUCUCUGGCGUCGCUAUCAAGUGUGUCUCCCCCCCGAAAAUGUCAAAGUUGGAGCAGAUCCUUAUUCUUGACCCUUCGUCUGACCUCAGAUUUAAAGGGCCCUUUACAGAUGUAGUCACCACCAACCUGAAACUGAAGAACCCGUCUGAUAGGAGAGUAUGUUUCAAAGUGAAGACCACAGCACCACGCAGGUACUGCGUACGGCCGAACAGUGGCAUCAUCGACGCUGGGGCCACCGUCACUAUAUCUGUAAUGCUACAGCCCUUUGACUAUGACCCGAAUGAGAAAAGUAAACACAAAUUCAUGGUGCAAACAAUCUUCGCUCCUACAAACUCAUCUGACAUGGAUUCAAUGUGGAAAGAUGCAAAAACCGAUGACCUCAUGGAUUCCAAGCUGAGAUGUGUCUUUGAACUGCCUUCUGAAAACGAUAAAGUGAAUGAUGUGGAUGCGAGCAACAAAGCCGCCCCCGUGCUGAACUCUGCCAAGGCUGAAGGGCCCCUGGCAGCGGCGGCGCCGGCCAAGCCUGUGAGCGCCUCGCUGGACGACACGGAGAUGAAGAAGCUGCUGGAGGAGUGCAAGAGGCUGCAGUCUGAGAUGGGGAAACUGGCCGAGGACAACCGGCAACUCAAGGAUGACGGUAUUAGAAUGAGAAAGGCCCCACGCUCCGACCACAUGACAUCAAACGCUACAACCUUCCUUGGCCGAGAAACGAGCACCGCCUCACUUCCUUCCCUCCUCGUUGUCAUAGCAGCCAUCUUCAUCGGAUUCUUCCUAGGGAAGUUCAUCUUGUAGACUGGGAGACGCAUGCCUGCUGUAUCCCCCACCCUGGCUCCGGAACCCAAAGGCCUGGAUUAACCAAGAAGUCUUUCUGUUGACUUUGCCAUAUCAUUGGUAGUGCGGCCUACAGUGAACACGUCUGUACAGCAUCAUAUGAGGGCAUCGCCUUUUUACAAUCUCUCACACACGGUUAGAACACAUGCAGAAAGGCGAAAGAAUGAAAAAGAUUGCUCCUUUUUUCGUUUCUGUUUUUGAUAGAUAGAUGGACAGGUUUGUGGAGGUUUUGAAGAAAGGUGUACACUAUCAAUCAACAUGAAGGACUGUUGCUAUGCACCUAGAGUGACCUUGGUGAGAAGCAGUCAAAUAAAAUAAUCGUUUUCUCUCUCUCUGUCGUUUUAAUAGGAGUUGAAUGGAAUGUUAAGUGUCUUGUAAAUGUUAUUUUAAUCCUUUUAACAAAAGGAAAGAACUUCCAUCAAAAAGACCUUGCUACCUGUUGCUGGAUUGCCUCUGAAAUCAACUUAAUUUGUUCAGUUUGUAAUUUCUACUUUCUCUUGGGGAAUGUUUCGAGUCCAGCUGGGGAUAUAGGUGCCUCCUUUCUUGUACAUUUCUGUCCUUUCCUAUCCCUGACAAUACCAAUGCAGACUUUAUAUUAUUAUUAUUAAUAUUAUUAUUGUAUUUUUUUUCUCAAUACAAAUCAUAUAUCCCUUUGAGGCAAAUGUUGACUGAAAAUAAGGUCUCCAUUCUUAAAUCCUGUCCCAUGGUAUUAAGCAUUGAAGAAAAUAAAACAGAAAAAAUGUG